AUGGUACAAUUCACUGCUGAGAAGGCUGCUGUUGCUAGCUUGUGGGGCAAGGUGAACGUGGAGGAGAUUGGAGGCGAGAUCCUAGGUAGGCUUCUGGUUGUCUUCCCAUGGACAAGAUUCUUUGACAGUUUUGGCAACUUGUCCUCUGACUCUGCAAUCAUGGGUAACCCCAGAGUCAAAGCUCAUGGCAAGAAGGUGCUGACUUUUUUUGGAAAAGUUGUUAUGCACAUGGAUGAACUCAAAGACACUUUUGCUAAGCUGAGUGAGCUUCACUGUAAUAAGCUGCACGUUGAUUCUGAGAACUUCAGGCUCCUGGGCAACGUGAUCUUGAUUGUCUUAGCAACUCACUUCAGCAAGGAAUUUACUCCACAGAUGCAGGCUUCCUGGCAGAAACUGACAACUGCUGUGGCUAAUUCUCUGGCCCACAAGUACCACUGA
Messenger RNA from Carlito syrichta (Philippine tarsier), 438 nucleotides. RefSeq names its product hemoglobin subunit epsilon-4-like. Gene Ontology annotation, cellular component: blood microparticle; haptoglobin-hemoglobin complex; hemoglobin complex. The record is from RefSeq and is a predicted model, not a curated record. Gene Ontology annotation, biological process: hydrogen peroxide catabolic process; oxygen transport. Gene Ontology annotation, molecular function: oxygen carrier activity; oxygen binding; peroxidase activity. NCBI's taxonomy places the organism in Eukaryota, Metazoa, Chordata, Mammalia, Primates, Tarsiidae.